Mangifera indica (mango) is the source of this 1762-nucleotide messenger RNA. RefSeq names its product protein YeeZ. Bases 451 to 1548 code for a protein of 365 amino acids. The record is from RefSeq and is a predicted model, not a curated record. Lineage: Eukaryota; Viridiplantae; Streptophyta; Magnoliopsida; Sapindales; Anacardiaceae. The transcript is spliced from 10 exons.
AACUGUGGCAUGUUGGGCCUUGCCAUUUUAAUUUGGCAUGAGUCUACUCUACUACCGCCAAAGAAACCAUGUCUGACGGCGGGGGCGCGCGCAUACCGGCGGUGCAUGGAAUUUGUUUUAAAAAAUAAAUCUUAAUUUAAAAAAAAAAUCUUAGGUUAUUUCUUUUCCUGCCAAGUUUCCUUCAGCCAACUGUCACGCUACCUUAACUUGUCGCAUAAACGAGUAUACAGAACAAAAACCAGAGAUAUAGAGAAGAGCGUCACAUGAUCGAGAGAGGCGCCAGCAACAUUGAUGGGUGAGAAACAAAAACCCAGUCUCUUAUUUGGAUUUUCACUUGAGAAUUGAGUUUCAUUGUAGAUUUUAAAGGGCAUUUUCGCUAAACAAGUCCAUUCGUAAUGUUCCAUGGGCCAUACGUUGAUUAUAACAAGUUUUUUUAAUCCCAUAUAACGGAUGGAGUUUUGUAAAUUAUCGGCUCGGUUUUCCAGUUUUCCUUUACGGUUCAGCCCCGUUCCAAUAACUCCUGGUCAUACAAGGGCCCAUCAGUCAAAUAUUUUUCCAUUUUCAACUGUAACUGCUACAUUUAGCAGUUCUCAAGCCUAUAAAUUAGAAUGGCAAUCUCAAGGCCAAAUGUUUAUUCUUGGCAUGGGCUUCAUCGGACAAAUCUUCGCACAAGAGCUCAAGAAUGAAGGCUGGGUUGUGUCUGGGACUUGCACAACUGAUAUUAAAAAGGAGAAACUUCAAGAGAGGGGUUUUGAUGUUUUCCUUUUCAAUGCUAAUAAACCUGAACAGAGGAUUUUAGAUGCUUUGAAACAUUAUUCUCAUCUUCUUGUUUCUAUCCCACCUAUUGUUGGUGUUGGUGAUCCGAUGCUUCAGCAUAUGGAACUUUUACGAAGUACAUUAGUGGAUGGACAUCUUCAGUGGCUUGGUUAUUUGUCAUCGACUGGUGUAUAUGGAAAUUGUGGUGGUGCUUGGGUAGAUGAGGAGUACCCAGCUAAGCCUACAACUGAGUUGGGUAAAUUGAGGUUAGCUGCUGAGGAAAGAUGGUUAAAUCUUGCACAUGAUCUUGGGCUCUCAGCACAAGUAUUUCGACUUGGAGGUAUCUAUGGCCCUGGCAGGAGUGCUGUUGACACAAUAGUUAAGCAGGUACCUCUGUCAGAAAGCCAGAAAUUGAGAAGUUCCGGGCAAUACACAUCCAGAAUUCAUGUUGAUGACAUCUGUCAAGUACUUAAGGCCAGCAUUCAAAAACCGUCUUCUGGGAAUAUAUACAAUGUUGUUGAUGAUUACCCUGCUCCCCGAGAAGAGGUAUUUGCAUAUGCAUUGGACUUGAUUGAAGAAAAGUGGUCUGGCACCUACAAAGAAAGCAAAUCUAUGGAGGAAGCAGAACCAUUUGGUAAAAAGGGAAGUUUGAGGGGUGAGAAGCGAGUUUCUAAUGCUCGUAUCAAGAAAGAAUUAAGCGUAAGGCUGUUGCAUCCAAGUUAUAAAUCAGGAUUACAGAGCAUUAUUGACCAAAUGGAGAAGCCAUAUCAAUGCAGUUUCUUAUGCUCAUAACAUCACUACAUAUUUUCACAGUUGCUAAUGCAAUAAUUAUAUAGUAUUUUGUAAGUGGCUGUAGACAUAUCUAUGUAUUCCAGCCUUGACGAUCAGUGGAAUAUGGACUAGUUUAAUUUGGAAAUUAUACCUAACGAUUGGCAUCUUGAAAUAUAGAAAUUAGUUGAAAAACUAAAUCAGAUACUGGAAUAUGAUACCUUGAAAUCGUUCAGCA